Molecule: messenger RNA, 1907 nt
Organism: Cucumis sativus (cucumber)
Lineage: Eukaryota; Viridiplantae; Streptophyta; Magnoliopsida; Cucurbitales; Cucurbitaceae
Exons: 2
Coding region: 504-1544 (346 amino acids)
Source: RefSeq, a predicted model, not a curated record
UUGUGUGUGUUAGCUUUUCUUUUUCCUUUUUCUAUUUUGGCGGUUGGGGUGGGAGAGUUUUUUUCAACACUCGCAGCUGAGUUCAAACGUCAGAUUUGUCUUUUUGAAUUCAUAACCCAAGCCAAGGUAACAUUCUCUCUGUUCAUUUAAUUUGUGUCAUUCCUCGAUCCAACUUCAGAAAUUAUGCGUUUGUUUUGUUGGAGAACGAAAGGGGUUUAAAUGGGUGAAGAGAAAUGAACAUUGGUCGUCUUCAUCUUUUGUUUUGUGAUCAUUGCGUGCAAUCCCACGUUGCAAUGUUUCUGAAUCAGUAAGAAUUAGCUCCUCAAAUUGCUUUGCUUAAUUCUUUCUAAUUAUUGACACCGAUUGUAAUUAUGUUAAUUGAACAUGUUUCCGUCAAAAAAAAAAAAAUUAAGCCCUGUGUUUAGAUGUUGUAUCAUUUUUUUUCGUUUUGUGAGGAGGAAGGAAUGGGAUGUGCUAUACUGAAUGUGAUUCUUCUAUGAGGUAUGGUGAAGCAUGGAAACAAGUCAAAGGCAUGGUACAAACAGCAGAAAAUCUCGAUUCUUAUCGUGUCUGCUUUUCUUAUCCUUUUUGUAUUGAUGAUGUUAUUUCGCAAGGAGUCUCAAGAACAUGAUAUUUUAGUUGAGGCGACUCCAAAGCAGAAAUGGGAUAGCUUUAACUCUCUUGUGCAAUUUAAUCCAAAUAGAGAGUUUCGCAAUGGAACUGAUAUAAUAUCGCAAAUUCCUGAUUCUCCAAAGUCUGUUUUGUUCUUUGCUCAUGGCUGCAAUGGUAAAGCUGUCAACUUCUGGGACAGAUCUCCUGAAUGUCCUUCUUGUGUCGGUCUGCCUGAAGAACGGUUGAUUGUCCUUCAUGCUCUCAGCAAACAUUUUGCAGUUCUUACAAUAUCAAGCUCACAGAAAUGUUGGACAUUGGGGAAGGAAUUGGCAGUUGUUAAAGACAUCAUACGUUGGUGGGUUGAAAAGAACAAACUUGAGAAACUUCCUCUUGUGGGUUUAGGUGCCUCCUCUGGUGGGUAUUUUCUUUCGGUACUUGCCACUAAGUUCAAAUUUGAUAGCAUUACGUUGAUGAUUGCUGAAGGGUUGUAUGAACAAAUGGAGGUAACAGAGAGAUACCCACCUACUCUGUUUGUACACAUGCCUAAAGAUCAUUUUAGGCAACAAAAAAUCAAUGAAAAUAUGGAGUUUUUGAAAGGUAAAGGAAUUGAUGUUGCUGAGAUUGAAUGCUUAGAGUUUGCUCUGUCGCCACAUUUUUUGGCUGACCGAAUCCCAGGACUUGACAAGAGUGUUUCUGCAAAGUUGUUUGAGCUUUUCCAAGCCAAGGGCUUUGUAGAUGGAAAUGGAAAGAUGCUCAAAGAUGGACGCGCAACACGGUGGAAAGAAGCCCUGAAGGCCAGUGGGAUUAGUUUACCUGAUAAUAGUUUAACCAAUCACAUUCAAGAAGAGUUGAAUCUUGCCUUUGCAUACCACGAAAUGACUAGCUUAGAGGCUGACAAGAUCUUCACAUGGUUUGAAUCUCACUUUACUUGAGUUGAUUCUAUCAACAUUUAAAGAAAAUCCAGGUUCUUAGGACAAACACCUUUCCAAGCACACGCACUUGAAGAAAAUGUACAGAUAACAGAUUUUUCAUCCACAUUUUUUGUAAUGCUAGUGGCGAUGGUUUAGUAUCCAUUUCUUCACUGUUCAGUUAAGAAAGUUGAAGUAAUAACGUGAAUAAAUGAUAAAGUUCAACUCCCAUUUUGUUCUGGCUGGUGCUUGGUGGUCUACAAUUUAAUCUUCAAUGUGAAAUGUUGUUUGGUACUUUAUUUGAAAUACUGUCAUAUUGUUCUUCCAUCCAAGGAACAAUUGAAUCUCCAUUGGCGCAAGAAGAUUAUCAAACUAAAUUUAUGGCUA